Hydractinia symbiolongicarpus is the source of this 7002-nucleotide messenger RNA. RefSeq lists its product as uncharacterized. The coding region runs from base 61 to 2139 and encodes 692 amino acids. The transcript has 19 exons. NCBI's taxonomy places the organism in Eukaryota, Metazoa, Cnidaria, Hydrozoa, Anthoathecata, Hydractiniidae. The record is from RefSeq and is a predicted model, not a curated record. Gene Ontology annotation, biological process: protein K48-linked deubiquitination. Gene Ontology annotation, molecular function: cysteine-type deubiquitinase activity; K48-linked deubiquitinase activity.
CUUAAAGUUCUGUAGAUCUUUGUAUAUAGUAUUUAGAAAUGACAAAUAGACAACACUAUCAUGAAGAAGAAUUUACAGUGGCUCAAUUCUAAUGUGAAAAAAUCAUCAUCGUGCAAUUUCAACAUUUACCAACAAUGUUAUCCUGUAAGACUUCCAAAAUUAGAGGAAUCUCCUGAAAAAGACCAAAGAAUAUUUGAUUUAAAAAAGCAAAAAUAUCCAGAUGAGCAUAUGACUUCUACAUCCACAACUGGAGGUUUAAAAUGUGUUGAAAUGCCUAAAAAGAUUUUGAAAGAUGUUGAAAGUUUGCAACUUGAGGAUUUGUUAGACGAAGAUGAAGUGGAGAGACACACAACUGUCAAGACCCCUACUCGUGUCAACAUGAUAUCGUAUACACAAAGUGAUGUUGAUUCAUUGUUAAACAAGAGAAAUGUAGCAAUGGAAUUGAAACAAGAUUUAGAGAAGAAAGCAAAGCAAGAUUUUAUUUCACUUACUUCAAAUAAAAAAUCUUUCACAAAGAAACGAUCAAAAUCUUUAUACUUAGAGUCUUUGGAUAGACGAUCACCAAGCAGGCGGACAAGCUAUUUUAAUGAAACAGAAGCCACAACUAAGAAUUCUACGUUGGAGUUUUUGAAACAACUGCAGAAGAAAAAAGAAUCGAAUUUAAUAAAAGAUUUGACAAAAUUAAAUCGAGCAAACUCUUCGCCAUCAGGAUGGAAAAAUACAAAAAUGUCGACAGUGAUGUUUGAAGAAAAAAAACAAAAAAAGAGUCUAAAUCAUACUAGAAAUUUAGAAAUAAAGGAUCCUAAAGAACAACCUCAUAAACUUUGUAAACGCAACAGCGAACUACGUUUACAAGAAAAUGAUAAUACAAAAAUACAAGAAAAUGACUGUCUGUUCACCUCUAAAGAUGAAUCUCCUUCACAUGUGGAUCUACAAAAUAGCCAGAAGCGGAGUGAAGCGCUAAAGCAGGACGACCUUUGGAAGCUUUUAGAGGAUAAAAGUGUUUGUUUAGAUGCGAAACGAGAUGAAAACGAUCGAUUAUAUGGAGAACCAAUCAGUCUAAAUGUAGCAAAGGGUUUACGCUAUAUGCUGUAUGGUUGUACCACAUCUUCAUUCAACAGUAUUUGGCGUGAACAGAAUUUGAUGUUUGUUAAACCAAAUUAUUAUGGUCUCAAAUUUUACAAGGAUGGACCAGCUGAAAUCAUGGCAGUGUUGCAAGCAUAUGUGAUGAAACAUUUGUUAUUUUUUGACGUGGAUCCUGCAUUACAAUACAAUCUUGAAGAAAGGUUACGCCCGAACGCAGAAACACAAUCUCGGAGCUUGGUGAAUGCUAUUUGUGAUAUGAUUUGGAAAGCUGGAAAGAAGAAGCAUGCUGUAGUUGCGUUGGCUAUCGGUAGAUGCAAGUUUAUUGCAGAUUCUACUUACAGAGAAGAUAAAGUAACGGAAAAGAUGGAGAUUUUUAAAUUCAGGAAACGUGAUGAGUUGGAAAAAUUUUGCCGCAGGAAUCUUCAUUUGCUUCAAAAUUCAGGGAUGAGUGGUUGUGUCUCGCUUUUAUAUUCCAUGAUGCUCUCAAGAGGUUUAUCAAACGUGCGUAAAGAUUGUGCAGAGUUAAAGCGUGGAAUGAUGGGCAAUGAAUCUGAGGACGUCAAUUUGAGAAGUCAGGCACUCAUAAACCUUUGUAUUUGUGGAAGAGCGGUUCCAAACGUGUUUAAUGGGAACAGAGCAAUUCUAGUGAAUGAGUAUGAAAGACAGAAGGGCGUGAAGAAGCGAUGCGAGGUGGGAUUUCUAACUCACAAAGAACAUUUGGACAGCAAACAUACUAAAGUUGGCAGCUGUUUGAAGACACCCUACUAUCCAAUCUGGGUGGUCCAUAAUUUCGACAAACUCUGUGUUUUAUUCAGUUUGAAGAAAGAGUUAGUGAAUGAUUGGAAAUUAGAAAGGAGGUUUGAUUUAUACCAUUACCAAGGCAUAGCAAGAUAUAUUGGAGCUGCGGAAUUAGACAUAAAAUUAACAAUAGACACCAUUCUGCCGUACGUCGAAAAUGAAUAUGAGGAGGAUGAUAAUUCUACGCUAGAAGAAGCUAUUCGCACAAAAUGGAAUGACGCAGUGAUCCAAUGGAAUGGGUAUACACGCUUUUAAAAGAUUAUGUUGAUUCAAAAGAUUCUCAGUGCGUUUGAAAUAUCCAAGAUUUGUCAAAUACAGUGUCGAAGUUACAAAUUACCGUUGCUUUGAAUAGAAUUUCCUCUAUUUUCGCCUUUUUGUUAUUUUGUUUUUUUCGUUAAAAAUCUUGUUUUUUUUGCGUAUAAAUUUGUAUUAUGUAUAUAAAUAUAUUUUUAUGAAUAAUGUAACUAUGUUUAAAACAAAAUGAUAAAAAUUUCGUGAAUUAAUUUUUGUCUCUUCUAAUAAUAGAUCCAUCCCAAAACAUUUAGUUUUUUUCCUCCACAGAAACGUUUAAAAAUCAAAGUGGUAGAAAAAUUGGACAACUUAUAAGUGAAAGCACAGAGCAAAUAAAUUCAGACUGGCCACAUCUAAAAUCACCUAGUAACCUUAAAUUUAGACAAAGAAUAUUGGUUCCUCCUGAAAUUUAAAAUUUAUCAAAAAUGUAACAGUUACUUCUUAUCAUGUUUUUUUAAAAAAACACUUUUUUAUAAGGAUCGUGUUUUUCGUUUUAACAUUCUCAACUCUUGGGCAAAAAUCGUCCUGAUAUUUCUUUGCACAGUUAACAUAGAAAUUGAAUGGUUUUAUUACGUUCCUUUAGUGUUUUCUUCCAUAAUUUUGACCCUGAAACCCUAAUGUUUCUAAAAUUGUAAAAUAAAUCUGCUGCUACCAUGGAAUUGAUGAGCAUGAUUGGCCAAAAACCUGAAAGAUUUUGGGUCCUUUGCUUGCUUAUUAUCAACAGAGGUGUAAAAAAAUAAAAAAUUUAAUGCCACCAUUAUGUUCCACAUUAGUGGAUUGUACAUUUGCAAAACAUUUUUUGUGCGAAACAGUGUCAUCUUUGUAACUGCAAGAAUUUUUACAGCUUGCAUUAUAAAACGAUAUAAUAGCGGAUGCUAACAUUUUAAAAUUAUUAAUUAACCAAAAUAAGUAUUUGAUCGUAAACAAAGGUAUACAGUAGUAAAGUGUUACAGUACUAAAUUCAAUAAAUUUAAUUGUUAAAAAUAUGUAAUAAUGCUGUCGAAUUAAACAACUUUGUAAACCAGGAAACUCACCGAAGGCAAAUAACUAGUCUCAUCAUUAAGAACCUGUUGAAAUAACAUAUACUCUACGAAGACGCUCAUAUAUAAAAAUAUGCACCAAAAGAGAAUUAAAGUAAGCUAUGUAAAAAAUGCUAAAUAUUAUAUAAGAAAUGCCUGCAAAGAUAAAUAAAGAUCUAAAAGUAUAAGACUUCAUUGUUCAUUCUGUGUAAUAUAAAUGUUUUUACUUUGGUUUGAAAACAUUUAAAGGAUCGCUCAUUGUCAAGUACAAAUCUAUUAAUUUUGUGUAUGCUAUUCCAGAUAUAUGGACCACUUUAUGAAGCUGAAAACUGACUGGCCUUAGUUUUUUUGUAUGGUGGAUAGUACUGACCAGAUGACCUGGUUGAAUAUUUACUUUCUCUUACUUGACACAUGUUAGAAAUUAUGGGGGUAUAGAUUUGUUUUUCAUUUUAUACAUAAAGCAUACGUUCUGAAAAAUAUUUAUCUGGAAAAUAUUUAAAGCUUUUAUAGACUGCAGUAGUGGUUUGCUAUGCGUAAAUUUGUCUUGGAAAAGAAUAGUUCUUACAGCGUGUUUUUGACGUUUAUAUUUCGAUUUAAGUUUAGAUUGCCCCAAACUAUAUUUGCGUAAUUUAUAUGACUAUGUACGAAUGAAAAAUAUAAAUUUAUUAGAUAAUGUUUAUUUAGGAGGCGUCAAGCUUUAUAAAGAACAAUUACACUUACAGUUUCAAUGUGUUUUCGCCAGGUAAGAUUCUCAUCUAGUAUAACCCCCAGGAACUUUGUUUUUGUUUUCGUGAGAUUGUGAAAUCUCCGAUUUUUAAUUCCGUUAAUAUUGUUGGUAGUCUAUUCCUUUUAUGCACUCGGUGGAAUAAUAUAUAUCUAGUCUUCUUAACAUUUAGAGAUAUUUAUUUGCCUUAAACCAGUCUGUUAGUUUUAUAAGUUCGUUGUUUACAGUUCUGUAGAGUGUUUUGAGAUCUUCAUGAGAAUAGAAAAGGUUGGUAUCAUCCGCAAACAUAAUGGGAUUUAGAACUUGAGUGGAACAAUUAAGAUCAAAAAUGUACAAACGGAGUAUUUUCAACACAACAGCAUGGUCAGUACACAUAAAAAUUCAAAAGUUUCAAAACACAUCCCCUGAAUGAUAUACUUGCGUCAAGGGUGCAGUUAUAAGGUAAGGAUAGUUGUUCUUGUGUAGUGCGCCAACUCGUAACAAUAUUGUUAACUAGUUUAUAAAGCCCGUGGAAAAAUCCACUUAGGCAGGAUAAAAAUGAAAAAGAAGCGUUAUUUCAAUUUUAGUUUUAGGUUUUAGGUGCACUGUAAUGGCUUCAUUAAUUUAAUAUAGGAUAUUGACGUUAAAGUAGUAUUAUUGACGUCGCGCCGUAACGUCAGAAAAUUUAACAUAUUAGACAUAAGUUUUUCGGCGACAUCAAAGAAAAAUGACGAUAUCCACUUUGCCUGUUACAAACAGACACAGUCUCUGUAUUAUUAUAAGAGAUUUAUUUAGCAGGAAGAAAAUUGGGUGGAAAUAAAAUAUAGUGAAAUUUAAUUUAGCAAGAAUUUAACGGGUUUUUGUCAAAUCUGCCAAUUCCGCCGAAUUUUCGGUCCGACAAUCUUUAGCGACAGUUUGAACAAAUGCUCAAAAAAAUUUGAUAAAUGUCGUUCCCGGGGCUUUUUUUACUCGCGCUAGCCUAGUUAUUAAAAGGCAAGUAAGCCCUGGAGAACAAGAUUAAGUACAGAUAGUGGAUUUUAAACAAAAACUAACUACAGCAUUCUCCCCAAAUAACGGACACUAUAAAAGCCUUCCAUAAACCUCGGCUGUAAUCGAAGUGUUCGGGCUUUCAAGAGCAUGAAACAUAUUUUUGAUAUAUUUUGUGGCAUGUUUUCGUUUUGUAAAGAAUCAGUUCUUAUUAUUGCUAUUGCAUUUCCUUGUUAGAUGGCUCAUGCCUACAUUGUAACAAUUUCUCCAAAAAGGGGCUCCAGAUGUUAAUGUAGACAUGAUAUCCUCUACCAAAAGAUUUUUACAAUGAACUAAGAUUUUAGAAUGAAUGAAUGAAUAAAUGAUAAAUUUUUUUUCAAAAAAAUCCUUCGAAUGCUAAAGGCCUGUUUCCACUCAGGAAAAUUUUCCUCAGAAAAGAAAAAUUUUCGAAUUGCACAUUUAUCGUUUAUUAUAGUUUAUUAUAGUUUAUCAAAAUAGAGGCUUCUCCCCUUUCAUCACCUGUAUCUUGUUUUCAACAACGCUUUUCUGGCAUUACUUCCUGGCAUUGUGUCUGGCAUUGCAAGUCCUUUAGUUCCAAGUGCCCAAGAGAAUGCUGAUGACUCAGAACAGCAGCAAGAUCUUAAAUCUACUUGUGAAGAAGAACGUGAAGAACUCUCUGUGCAUGAAAGGUUAGUAAACCUAAUGCCAGAGUACUCGUGCAUAUGGAAAUUGUACUCAACAGAAUACAAAGACAAAGACAGAAUAAUAAGGUCCUGGGAGGAAAUUUCAAAGAGAUUGAAAGACAUUAAUGGUAAGCUAGCUUAGCUACUAGCUACCUUUCGUAGUGUAUAUUCGUAGGCACUUUUGCUCACUUUUGCGUAUGUAUAUGUUCAUCCGCUAUUCGUACGUAAAGUGCUUUAGGGCUAGGGUUAGGGUUAGGAUUCUUUUUUCCUUUUCCGCCGCGUAAAUAUGUCAUAUAUUACGUAUGAAAGUGCGUACGAAUAUACAGUUCCGCUACCUUUUUUGCUUAGUUUAUACAAAACUAAAAAAUAUUUUUUGGGGAUAUUUUUUUUACUCUUCACUCGUUGUAGGACAUUUCAAGUAGCCUUCUCUCAAUAACAUCGUCCAAAGAGCUUUGCACGUUUCUGCAACUAUGCGAGUAAUUGAUGUCGGACUUACGCGAUAACUACAUGCAAUGGAUACUUGAGAAUCACCAGUCACUAGAUAGCGGAAUGUUAAACAAAGUCUUUCUGACGGACUAAUUGCCUCCCUGCGCAAUGAACAUUUCGUGAAUGAGCACAUGAUAUUCACCUUUGAAAGUACGUUCGGAAAAUAUUUUACGAACCCAACAUCGCUUGCUUUGCCUUGCUCUAGAUAAUUUUCUUCGCAGCAAAAUUAGUAAAAGCGUCUAUUUAUUCCAGCCAUUUUUAUUUUCGAUUUCGUUUUCUGAUUUUCCCGCGUUGUGGAAAUGCCUGAAGAAGCAUAAGCUUGCGCUGAGCGGAGGCAGAGAGAUAUGGAAAAUUCAAGCUCCUGCUCUAACUCUCCUAUUUCAGAAGUAGAAUAUUCAAGUGUUGUCAAGAAUUUUCAAAUUUAUUAAACCACAAGUUGAAUGAUAACAAGUGCAUCACGAUGCACAAGGAUUUUAAAAUUUUAUGUUUGAACCGUUGUGGAAAUGCCGGUAGAUAAAACUCCGUGGAAAUUUUUCCUGUCCACGAAAAAUUUCCCAGAGUGGAAACGGCCCUUAACUCUGAAAUAUCGAAUAAAAAAAAUGUUCAAACGCGUUGAUUCAAUCGAAUAUAUUGAUUCGAUCGAACGGGUUGAUUCGGAUGUCUUAAUGCUUUUAAGAAAGAUUUUUUUUAAAUGAACAAUAUCUUCGUCAUCAUCAUGGCUCCUGCUAACUUGAAAAAGCGUGAAGCUGGGAAACUUAACAAACGCUACCUGACGUUAGACGAGAAAAUCAAAAUAUUCGAUGACAAUAAAAAAAAAUGAGUUGUAGAGACAUUUCUAAAACAUAAUAUUGAAAAGACACAAGCAGCAAAUGUUUUGAAAAAUGAGAAAAAGCUCAGAGCAGAGUUAGAAGACUUUCAAUUCAAGGGUUUCAAAAUAUCAACAGAGAAA